This is a messenger RNA of Didymodactylos carnosus, 1659 nucleotides long. NCBI's taxonomy places the organism in Eukaryota, Metazoa, Rotifera, Eurotatoria, Philodinida, Philodinidae. The record is from the annotation of a GenBank genome assembly.
AUGAGGCAAGCUCACACCAGAGAGUACAAUGAAACCAUCGAAGUAGCGUCCACUCAGCCAAAAUGGUCGGAAGACGAAGCACGGUUGCUCGCGGAGAAAGAAGCUGCGCUGCCCGCGAACACAAAAUUUAUAAACAAAACUUUGGCUGCAGGAUCUUCACGAUCUAUUCAAGCCAUAAGUUCGAAGCGUGCUACGGUGCAUUACAAUGCGCUUCUCGCAGAAGUUAGGAGGGAAAUAGCAGGUGAAGCGCAGAUUGCGAGAGCGCUGGGAUCGGCUUCGAAUGGCCAAGAGUCGUCAGAGCUGUUACACAGCAGUAAUUUGGCAGCAGAAAUGCCGACUCGUUACUCCUGGACUUCGAACCGUGAAAGUAAUGCUAGUGAUGUAGACCAGGCUAAGUGUCCUGACAUCAAACAAUAUGUAAAGGACAACAUCUUAGGUGUCGGGGAACACAUCGUUAACAUCAGCGAUGGGAUGUUGGAUGCGUUGGUGGAGUUUGCGGACUAUGACAUGGAAGGAAAGAACCCUGUGCAACAAUCGCUAGAAGCAUUAAUGCUUACUAUAGGAAAUGUUCCAUGCUCUCAACAACAGGGAGCUGCUUUGAGGAAUACUGAUGCAAGAGAGUUCAUACCGCGAAUUCGGCGAAAAAGGCAAAGGUAUGCACAUUAUCAGUAUCUCUACAAGCAUGAUCGACCUAAUUUAGCCGCCGAGCUGUUCGAUGGGGUGAAUAGUACAGCCGAAUGUCCAACCAUCGGAGUUGCCUAUAAACAUUUCAAAAACGUAUGGUCCGGGGUAACGCGGGAUAACGGUGCAUUUGUCCGUGGAAAAGAAGUAGGGGCUGAUAUUCUUUUAGCGCCUAUCACACUAGAAGAUAUCACGUGGGCCUUGAAAAAUACACCGAAGGAUACGGCAAAAGGACCAGACCAGUUACCAUUAUGGAAGUUGAAGAAGAUCAAAACGCACGAGUUAUGGGCAGCAAUGAAUGUUUGGCUCGGCUUGAGACGGGUUCCGGCCAGUCUUAAGCUGAACCGAACAAAGUUAUUACCGAAAGGAACGGCACAGUUAGAUAACAUCAAGAACUGGCGUCCAAUAACAAUUGCUUCCAUCUUAAUUUGUCUCUUCAACAAAAUCCUGGCCAAUAGAAUGUCCAAAGUUUUUCAAACAGAUGCUCGGCAAAGGGGUUUUAAACCACUGAAUGGGGCUGGACAAAACAUAGCGAUGUUGCAUCAUCUUAUACGACAUGCACGCACACAUAAACGCGAUCUAUAUGUGUGCCUGCUGGAUGUCUCGAAGGCAUUCGAUUCUGUGCCGCAUGACUCAGUGAUUAGAGCGUUGAUGCGCAAAGGAGCUCCGGACGAAUUUAUUAAAUUAGUGAAGAAUCAGUAUAUGGGAGCAUUUACCAGUCUAUCGUAUGCUGAUAAGAGUUCGUUGUUGACCAAGCUGAAGAGGGGAGUGAAACAAGGUGACCCCUCUUCCAUCUUAUUCAACCUAGUGCUCGAUGAACUUUUCGAGUUACUAGGCGAUCGCCUUGGAUACAAUAUCGAGGAAGGGGGGCGUGCGAAUGCCAUGGCAUUUGCAGAUGAUUUGGCAUUGGCGUCUGGCUCUAAAAUCGGGCUACAGAGUGUACUGAAUACAACAGUCGACUUUCAGCGAGAGGGCUAG